CUAGCUAUAAAAACUCUUCCUUUCCUCAUUCUCCAUCAAUCAUUACGAAGACUUUCAAGAACCGCACAACAUGGCGACAAAGAGAAUCGUGAUAUAUUCACUUUUGCCAUUCUUGUUGACCUCCAUCUUGGCGUUGACAAGCUAUGGAGAAGCUCAAUCUGUGCCACCAGAUCCCAACAACGGAACAUCGCCAUCUCCAACUUCAACUGAAUCGACUUCUUCGUCACCAUCAGAGUCUACCUCUUCUUCAACAUUGGAAUCAACUUCUUCUUCAUCAACCACAACCGAAGGUACAACCACCACCACCGAGCCUACAACAACAGAAGAUGAAGAAGACGAAAACAGAAGUAGGAGAAAGAGCAAAGAGAAGAACAGCAGGGAAAGCAAGGAAAGUAAAGAAGAAAGCAAGGAAAGUAAAGAAGAAAGCAAUGAAAGUAAAGAAGAAAGCAAGGAAAGUAAAGAAGAAAGCAAUGAAAGUAAAGAAGAAAGCAAGGAAAGUAAAGAGAGUAAGGAAAGCCGUGAAGACAGACGAGAACGAAAACGUGGCCGAAAGAAGAAAAAUGGUAGACGAGGUUAACGUGAAUCGCAUAUUUUCCAAACUCAACAAAUAUGUUCUUAAAAGCCAUUUUGAAAUCAUAUACCAAGCGGUUUCAGUUUCGAUACACUUGUAUUGCAUAUCAAAAGUACGUAACUAACAUUGUUUUCAGUCUUUUACUAUAUAUACUUACACGAUCAGAAAUGAUGGUAAUAAAUUUGUUAUUGAAA
This is a messenger RNA of Limulus polyphemus (Atlantic horseshoe crab), 765 nucleotides long. Its product is annotated as suppressor protein SRP40-like. Lineage: Eukaryota; Metazoa; Arthropoda; Merostomata; Xiphosura; Limulidae. The record is from RefSeq and is a predicted model, not a curated record. The coding region runs from base 71 to 577 and encodes 168 amino acids. The transcript has 2 exons.